AUGGGGACAUACAGCCCCGAAAGGAACGAGCGGAAUGCCAUUGCAAGUGAUGAAGAAGAAGAUGUGCUGGAGCUAUGGCUUGAAGACGCUUCUUCCGAAACACACGAACGGAGGAGGAACAUGGAAAACGGGACGGGUCGGCUCUCCUGGAUACUCGUGGCGUACUGCCGAGCUGCCGUGGUUCGCGACCAUGUGACCACCUUCGUAGCUGCUCCGCCGGUGACCGUGUUAUCUCUGGAGAGGUAUCUGAAGGAUGCCUCCCAGAAGACACGCGUCAGCUACAUUUCUGCUAGCAAUGUAUCCACGCGUGCCUCUUCCUACGGAGAAGUGGCCGCUCGUGCUGGCACUCCUGGUCCUUCCAACGAGCAGCCCGAUCCUUUCGCCAGGCACGUGCGCCUUCGUGCCUCGUCCCUCAUCAAGGUACCCAAGCGUACUGGCUUCCAAUACCUCUAUGAUAUGACUAUUUCCGACGGCGUGUACCGGGAGAGAUGCUUUCUGGCCCCCGAGUUGAACCGCUUGGUGCAGACAAAUGCCCUUCGCUGUGGCCUGCGGGUGCAAAUCACAGAGCUUUCGUGCGCUUUCGUUCAGAAGUUUGAUAGCUGGAUUAUGUGCAUUGAACAGCUCGAAAUUCUUGGCGCGGCCAGUAGAAGUGAUGUUGUCCGGGGUCAACAGCUUCCCGAACGCAGAAGGAAGCCGCCCGUGCCGCUGCUGGGGAGGUGGACGUAUUAUCUUCCACUGUGGAAUAAUGAAGAUCCGUAUGGGGACAGAUGGCGGGGAAAAAAGGGUCCAGGAGCUGACUUCGAGGAUGGUGAGUUGACUGCUGCAGGGUGGGUCAUCAAUAGUGGGUUGUUGGACGCAUGGGACUAAUGGGUAGGAUAGUCUGGGAUAUACCGCUGUUGUUACUGGGUUCAAUAAAUUUGUCUCUUAGACUUAAGCACUGACAAUCUAUAGUCUGGCUUAAUGUGAACAGCCAGAUUCUGGGUUGAGAGCCUGGUUUGCAGGAGAAGCCCACAAGCUGAAUUUGAGGGAAUAUGUUUGGUGUCGUGUAUUGUCUUAUUCAGGUAUAUUUUGGUCCAACAUGGUGGCUAUUUAGGUAUGUUUUUGUGUUGUGUGUCACUGCACCGGGACCCAAACUUGAUAGAGUGUGCUUUUAAUAAUUUUAUUAUAAUUUUAUUAUUUAUACCCUAACGAUCUGGCUGGGUUUCCCCAGCCACUCCGGGCGGCUUACAGUACAGCUUUUCGGUUCUAGGCUUUGAAUAGGUACGGAAUACGCAUAUUCUGGGUGUUAGGGUCAUUAAGAGUCAAGAUGCUCUCCUGCACCAUUUUAGACGUGCAGUUUAUGUACUUGUGCAUUUGUGUUCACCUUGUGCACUUCAUUCGUUUUAUUUAUGACACUUUGGAAUUCUUGGGCUGUUUUCUUCUGAGGCAGCACCGGAGCAACCUUUAGGAAAAGCCAACUUGGCAGGACCAGUUUUUAAGAUCAGCAGUGCUUGGUUAUUUGUAACUUAUCCCUUUGCCGCAGUAUGUUUUGUAGUAGUGGCAGUGCUGAUGAAACCAACUAUGUCACCUAUACACUUUUGAAUCUCUUUUUGCUUUCCUAGACUCUGCAGUUAAAACUCUGCGAGAUUUGCAGAGAGACUUUGGCCACAAAACAGGCAAUAAGAUUAAAACUGGCACCCAUCCUAUUAUCAUUAGAAUAACCCACAGGGGGAGACUUCAGUACUACGGAAAGCCUAGUCUGGCUGUUGAUAAACCGUACCAGGUAGGCUGUCUACAGAUCUUAACAUGCUUACGUCUUGUUGUGCGUCCAUUUAAAUCUGCUAUGCUGAUAAAAACCUUAAUUCUUAUUUCUGAAUCCUUCCUCUAAAUAACAGCCAUAAUGAAAUACAAUUGUAAAUGGUAAUAUAAUUAUAUUUUGUUAUGGCAGUUAUUUAGAGUUCAGGCUUUGUUUUUGGUUUUUUAAAGUCAAAAUGAACUGAGUUAAAUGUAUCUCCUUGUUUAUUUCAUUGACUGUAUCUUGAGAGUAUCUUGUUGCUUUGAUAUAGGUAGAAAUGGAAACAGUUCUAUUGAUGAAUAUACCACUGUGCUAAUACAUAUUGUACUAAUUUACAAUUUACCUGUUAAAUAACGGCUUGAUUUUUGUGGAGCCUUACUCUGAUUAGACUUUCUUCAAUACCCUGAGCACACAAAAAUGGCUUCCAAAGGCUUUUCAAAAUUUCAUAAUGCUGAAUCAUGAUGCCACUGCUAAUGGAAAUUUUUUAAAGUGUUCUUAAUUCGGUUGAAACAGCAUGCAGACUGCAGAACACACUGCCCUACAUGGCUCCCCAUGAAUCACUUACGUUAUUUAUUUUUAACCCCUUUUAAUGAUGGUUUUUCCCAAGGACAAAAGAUUCCUGCAUUACAGGGGGUUGGACUAGAUGACCCUUGUGAUCUCUUCCAACUCCUCAGUUCUAUGAUUCUGUGAUUUUACAUUACUCUUGUCUAUAGCACACAAACUCAUCUUUCACAAGCCCUUUUUCAUUGCCCCCUCCUUGCUGUUUCUAGUGGCUGGAAGAAAACCUCACUUCCUGUUGUGUUGCCUUUCUUUUCACCUUCCGAUUGCUAAACAGCAAGGUUUUUUAUUUUUUAUUUUUUUAAAAAUUUUUAUUUCUUUUUAUUUUUAAUUUUUAAUUGUUUAUUUUUUAUUUUUUAUUUUUUAUUUUUAACUUUUAAUUUUUUAUUUUUUAUUUUUAGUUUUUAGUUUUUAGUUUUUAAUUUUUAAUUUUUAAUUUUUAAUUUUUAAUUUUUAAUUUUUAAUUUUUAAUUUUUUUAUUUUUUAUUAUUAUUACCAAGCCAUAUGUUAAGCUUUCUGCUACGAGUUUUACACAUCACUUUCUUUGCUACAACUUUAUUUUCACUUGUUAGCCUUAGUUUAUAUGCCAUUCCUGCAUUGGAAUAGGUGACCCUUUGGUUCUCUUCCCACUCUACAAUUCUAUGGUGGUUUUUAAAAAAAUGUUUUUAUUAAAUAUUUUCUUGGGUUACAGAAGUACAUACAGCGUCUCUGCUUUCAGUUCAAAGAGUUCUUUCACACAGUUUGUUCAUAUUCAAUGUGAGACACUGAUGUUAUAUAGACAGUAUAAAUUGGGGGGGGGGGGAGGGAGGGAAGAAGAGGGGGUAGUAAACUUUCAUUCUUCUACAUAGUGUAUGUAUAAGGUUUUUGUGUCAUUAUUUGGGUAGGUUCUAUUUCUAUUCAUUUAUUGGUUUUUGUUGGCAGUUAAAGAGAUUUAUCUAUAGAUAAGUUUCAAUGUGAGUUCCCUUCUUUUUGCUGAGAUGAAUUUAAAAGGUGGUUUAGACCACAGUUUAGUCCAUUGGGUAGGUUUAUUUUGUAACCUAUGUCAUGCUCCCAUUGUUUUUUUUUAAUUGAGAUGGGGGGGUGUUGUAGGGUUAUGGAGCAGUAUUUUAUAUAUUGUGGGUACCAUGCCCUUGCCAUGUCCCUCUGCUGUCAGGAGAAGGUUUUCGGAAGUGGUCAAAGGCCUAAUCGCCGCCGCCGUUUCUGCUGGGUUGUUUAGGAAGGCGUGCAGUUGGUGGUGUGUUAGCUAGGGUAUUUGGGUGUCCCCUAGUUUGUCUUGCAUUUCUUGUGCAGGUUUGGGUUUGUUAUUUUUGUAGAAGUCAGUAUAACAAUUCUCUGAUUCUGUUAUACUGACUCAAAAGUAUAACAAAAAAGUAGUUUCUGUGUAACUUCCAUGUUUAGAUUUGCAGUGCUGCCUCCCAGCUCUGUUGUUCAUUUGUUCAGAAUGUGCCAUUCUCAGCUUACUCAGAGAGGUCUCUGCAGCUCGGUACAGGUGGGUGGGGCUGCUUCUGGCUCCUUUGGCAUGACGCAGACCCAGGCUGGAAAGUGGGCAGGGUCUACCUGGAGAGCUGGGAAUGAAUUAUUGCUGGCCUCCUGGGGGGGGGGAGUGGGAGGGAGGAGAGAGACUCCAGAGAUGGCUGGAAGUGAAUACCGUAUUUUUCGCUCUAUAGGACGCACUUUUUCCCCUUCAAAAAUGAAGGGGAAAUGUGUGUGCGUCCUAUGGAGCGAAGAUGCCAUAGCCCCGCGACCCUCUCCCGGCUGGAGAGGUGACACGCGGCUAUGGCAGGAACCUCUACAGCCCCAUGUCACCUCUCCAGCCGGGAGAGCGUGCGCGCGGGGCUAAAGCAGCCCCCCGCGACCCUCUCCCGGCUGGAGAGGUGACGCGCGGCUAUGGCAGGAGCCUCUCCGCUGCGCCUUUCCGCUGCUCCCUGACCUGCUCUUUGGGGCUGGUGGUGGGCUUCCCCGCCAGCCCCAAAGAGCAGGUCGAAGAACCUGAAGCCUGGAGAGCAAGAGGGGUCAGUGCACACCGACCCUCUCGCUCUCCAGGCUUCCAAGGUAGCCGCCUGAACACACCUUAAACGGCACCUUGUUUUAGAGCGGGAAAACAAGAGAGGGAAAGUUCUCCCCCUCUCUGUGCAGCACCUCCUGCUGCUUCACUGAAGGGGCGCUGGGCAGAGAGGGGGAAAUUUUUUUUUUCUUAUUCUCCCCCCUCUAAAACAAAGUGCGUCCUAUUGUCCGGUGCGUCCUAUGGUGCGAAAAAUACGGUACUUCCAAAUCCGUUUACUUCAUAUAACUGUAGAGUUGUAAGAGAUACUUUAGGAGCAUCUAAGGCAGGCUUUCCCAACCUCCCCUCUAUAGUCUUUGCCUGAAUUUUUCACCCAAGCAUAUAAUAUGCAUUCUCACCAUUUGUGUUGUUCUCACACUGUUUGAAUUUUUUUGGUGUAAGUGCAUUGCUAUAGAUGGAGGUCAGUUGCUGGAUGCAGGCCCCAAGGAGGAAUUUCACCUGCACAUUUAUUGGCUGGGUCCUAUGGGCUUUCUCCUACCUCAUAGCAACUGUCACAACUUUCACAUGGUGGAUGAGGCAUUGGGCUGGAUCCUUAGUAGAGAGGGGCACCUUGCCUCAGCCCAGUGGAGGACCCCCAUAAGGGAUAUUGGAGUGUGGUGCUUUCUGUUCAGAAGCCUAGUCGAGGGCUGAUAGGCCAUGAUGUCCCCUGCCAGGGACUAGAUGAGAUCUUCCAGAAACAGUUCACACCAUGGUGGACCUCAAUAAUGGUUUGCCCAAGCUGUCCAAUGACAGCUUGUUGAGCCAGCCAGCAAGCUGGCUGACCAUGUGCCAAACCUGGUGCAAUAAAGUUGCAGCCUAAUUUAAUCCAACUCCACUUUGUGUAUGCCAUUAUUUUGACCGCUUCCACACUACUGCACAGAACUUGGGCCCACAUACAAGUCCCACUGAAUGGGGUUUGCUACCGCGCAGAUGUCCAUAGGGUUGCCACCUUAGACUUUAAGCCUUCUGAAUGCGGGAAGCAUUGCUUCUGUUCCUAUGCAGUACCUUAUGCACAGCUGAUAAACUGAGGAGGAGCAUGCCAUCAGAAAAGUACAGAUUAGCCACAGGCAUUUUGAAAGAGCAGUUCAACAAUACUUUUCACUCUUCCACAGUGUUGCUGAGAUCUUGUGGCUCAUAUCCUUAAUCUCUUUUAGGCAUAUUUCAUUGUGGCUGAUCGUUCCGGUUCUAUGACCAUGGUGCUGUGGAACGACUUGUGUUUUGAAUGGUACAACAGUAUGACCGUUGGCACUGUGUUGCUUCUCGAAAACUAUGGUGUUAAAAGAAGCUGCCUUUUUAAAACACAGCAAACUCUUGGAUCCAUUGGCGUGAAGAAAUUGUUCUCAAUAGGUUAAGUAUUUUGAAUAUUAAUUGUUGUUCAACAAUGUGUUGUUGUUUUUUUGCAGUAGGUGGCAACGUAUGUUUAGUUUCACUGACCAUUUGAAAGCAUAUGGCUCUUCAUUGAUUAUAACUGUAUUAAGGCACAUUGAAUUCUAUACCUAGUUCAUGAAGGGGAUACAUUGACCACUUUGAGGGGAAAAUAGCACUAUCAUUUUUUAAAAAAUCAACUGCCCCUAGAACAGAAAGUAAAAUUUUACUGCCUUGGCUGCAGAACUAAGGUGUAAAAAAUGUGGGUUUUUUAAUCAUUUUGGUGUUUCCCCCCCAAAAGUGUUAAAAGAUGAAAUUCCUUAUUGUCCCAAGUCAACCACACUUUUCAUCUGCUGUGUAAUAGUAACUUUCAGUUGUUGUUCCUUAAAUCCACAAAAGUCUUUGAUACCCGCAUCAUGCCUUCUGUAACCAGUAUAAUUAGCUUCAAAUUAUUUUGCUUUACAUAUGUAUAUAUAAUGCAUUGGGGAGAAAGUGAGAUGUUUCUUCAGGCUAGGAGGAAAGAGAAGUGCAAGUCACAAUUUGUCAAUUUAAGACAUUUAUUAUUAAUUUUUACAAACAUAUUCUCAGUGGACUGAUGAAACAAAGUUUCUUCUUUUUACACAUCUUAAAUAAAUCUGUGUAAUCAUGAAGAGAUAACAAAUAAUAUAGGGGAGAGGGAGAACAGCCAAAAUGAAAUUAACAAGGAACAAUGUAAAUUAAAUAAUGAAAAUUUCUGACAGAAGAGUUGAGCUUUCCACAGCAUUUAUAGAAAGCUCAUGAAAUAAUCUCCCAGAUUCAUAGUUCUUUUUGGAAUGUAAUUUUGUAAUUAGCAUGUAAUUUUGUUUCAAAGUUCACUUUAAAAUGUCAUUAUUUUAUAACACCAGAUAAACAACAGAUCAACGAAUCUGGAGGGCCACAGAUGUCCCUCUCCUGUUGUGAGAUCAUACACAACUCUCUUUGUGUAACUUGGGAAGCACUGCUUUGCUCACUUGUUUAAAGAGUAAUACUGAAAGCGAAACCUUGCUUCUGCCUUGGUACCUUGUUGCUAAGACUGAGUGAAGUUUAUGCAUAACUAUUUCAGCUGAUAUUUCAGAUAUCUGUAUUGAUUCAGAAAUAGAUAUUAGGGCUUUGCAGCUCAUGAUGGGAAGACCCCCAUUUUGUAAAAGACACUAGGUCGGUAGCCCUGACACUGGCUUCUCAAAUACCCGUUGUUAAGUCCCACGAGCUACAUAAAACAAAAUACUUGGUCCCUCCUCUUAAUCUAGAGAACUCCAUAAACAUUUACAGUACACCCAUUCUUGGGUGUUAGCUAGAUUCUUAAAUGUUCUGUUACUCCAUUGAAGGGAGGGAGAAAACCAUUUUUAACAUUGAAGCUCUUUUGAAGAAAUUCCAGUCUAACAUUUCUCCGUCUUCAAUCUUCAAAUGCUAUUCAGCCUGUAUUUUGAAUUUCUGCUGUUAAGGAUUCAGGCUUCUUCCCCUUGAUAUAACCACUCACAUUAUUUAUUUAUGGUUGAUCUUGGAAGGCAAAACCGAGGGAGGCAGUUGUUAAAUAGUUUGUCAGUGAGAAGAUUGUCCAGAAAAGCUCCAAGCGUAGUGGCACAUCUGAUUUUAAAUCGCUUGUGCUACCCAAAGAAUUGAGUCUGGGGGAUAACAGUGUUUGUUAUGCAUACAGGAGUAGCAGAACUACUUAGGCAGCCAGGAUCUCAGUUGUUCAAUGUGUGUUCUCACGGUUAAUUUCUUUUUCUUCUAGAACUAACACUAAACGCUGGGCGAAGACCAAUAAUUACCAUCAUUCCAAAAGACAACGUUAAAGUGCAGUGGAGAUUGCCCAACAUUCAGUAUCAGUUUGUCACAAGGUUAGGCUUUUUAUGUUCUCUUUUUUGGAGACAAUAUACAAGGCAGGAAUCAAUAAUGUAACAAAAGUGGGAAGGAGGAGGGAGGGGAAAAGUAACAGAGGAAAAAAAGCUUUGUCAUUAAGCAUUAUCUAUUUAUCAUUGCAUUUCUAUCCUGCUUUUGCUACCAAAGUAGCAGCAAACGAGGCAGAAGAGCGAUACAAUUGAAAGUGAAAUGCCGUAUUUUCCUGUGUAUAAGACCUUUUUUUUUUUGCUAAAAUUUUGUAGGCAAAAAUGGGAGGGUCAUCUAAUACACGGGUAGUGAAUGCAGUGGGGGUGAUUGGAUGUGGCGAGCAGGUGGGCGAGUGAGGGAUUGGCAGCUCAACAGCUCAAGAAAUAUUUAUUUCUUAAUUCAGGGUUCAAAAAAAUAGGGGUCGUCUUGUACAUGGGGGUGGUAAAUAAAAACAUUUAAAAGUUUUAAUAGCAUUUUAAAAGUUCAACUUGAUCCUUAUGGCUAUUCACUUCAGGCUUCUCAUGAACAGUAUCUUGCAUACAUCAAAUGCCUUGUUUAAUAGGAUUUUUAAAAAAUAAAAAAUAAAAUUGAAUGCCAUUAAUGAAGGAGACUCAAACAGGGAAGGCAUUUAAUAAAUGGGGAGCUGUCACCAAGGAGGCCCCGUCAUGGGACAGUAUCAACCAUGUGUAACCCAUUGGCAACAGGGGUGGCAUUUUUCCAGGUACUUUGAUCCCAAGCUGGUUAGGGCAUUGCAUGCUAGUACUGACCCUGUGAGUUGGGCACAGUAGCUCACUGUUAGCUAGCGCAUCACCCGCAGGACUACUUACACUUGGCCUUGUCAGGCUCCAGCAAUCUGGGUGAUGCACUCUGCACCAGCUGCAGCUUCCAGGAUGUCUUAAAGGACAGACCCCUGAGCUGGAGGCACAAGAACUCUCAAGACUAGACCAAAGCCCUCAUGCCUUUCAGGAAAGAUAAAACUAAUCAUGUUUGUGUGCCUCUUCCACGAAUGGUCCGGAGGGUGGCAACAUGAGAAUGGGUCUUUUCUGUGGUGGCUCCCUUUUUGUGGGAUGCUCUCCCCAGGAAGGCUCACCUGGCACCUUCAUUACAUAUUAUUUAGGCACCAGGAGAAAGCAUCUCUCUUCAUCAGGCCUUUGGCAUUCAAUGUUUUUGUGGAAGCAGUGGUUAUUGGUUUAUUUUUGUUUUAUUAUGAUGUAUUUUGUGUUCCCAAUUUGCAUUUUUAUGAUGUGAACCACCCUGUGAUCUUUGGAUGAGCAGCGUUAUAAAGAUUUAAAUAAAUUAAUGGGGAUUAUAAUAAUCCAGGUGGGAGGUCACUCAAGCAUGGACAACUGAGGCCAGGCUUUGCCAGUCCAGGAAAAGUCAUAGCUGAUGAAGCAACUUACAUAUAUUGGUCAUCAUCACUCCUUAAUGCUUGGGACUCUGGUGACCCAUUGGAAUCUGGAGCACUUCCAGACUAUGAACCUGUUGCUCUAGAAGGAGUGCAGUCAUGUUGUUCACCUAAUUCCUAGAUACGGGAACUGCUUACUAACAGCACUUCUGUCUUAUCACUAUUUAGGCUCAAUUUAUUGGCUCCCAUGAAGCCAUUGUUUUCGGAUACCAGUCCAACAACUUCAACAACCUGUCCAGAUUCAGGUUAACUGGAGGGAUGGAGCACUGUGUUCAUAAAUAUGGAGAGAUUACUGUGUGCUACAAAUAUCACUUGUACUUUUCUGUAUUACAGAUCCAAGCUGCUUGUCACACCAUACAUUGAACACUGUGAUGUAGUUGGGGUUGUGAAAUUUGUGGGAAGGACUCAGCGCACACGAAAAACAGGUUAUUUUUAAAUAUUUUUGUGCUAAUGAAAAAUUAAUUCAAAAAUACUUUCUGAAAAUGUUCAACAUUUCUGUUGUCCUUACAGAGCAUGGAGAAGACUUCUUGAUCUAUCGUUGGGUGCUGAUUGCUGAUGGAACCUCAGAUAAGAAUCUCAUCCUGCAAUUGUUUUCUUCAUCUCAGCCUGAAAUAUUUCAGCAAAUUCACCCAAGUAUUUGUUUUUUUAAAAAAUAUCUCUGCAUUUCUCCCACCCCAAAUCUUGUAAUACCUUUUUUCUUAAAAGUUUGCUUUAAUUUUGGGUAUUGGCAGACAAUACCAUUGCAGCUCCUUCUAAAGCCCCUGACAGAAUAGUAGAAAUGAGGAACUGAAACUUGCGCAUCUUUGCGUGUGAUGGUGCUCAAGCAGGUUUAUAUAUAUUUUCUCCCUUGUUUCUGAAGGGAGAACUACCAUAUUUUUCUCUCUAUAAGACACACUUUUUCCCUCCUAAAAAGUAAGGGGAAAUGUGUGUGCGUCUUAUGGAACGAAUGCAGGCUGCGUAGCUAUCGCUGAAGCCAGGAGAGCAAGAGGGAUCGGUGCGCACCGAUCCCUCUUGCUCUCCUGGCUUCAGUGAUAGCCACGCAAAGCCUCCUGAGCGCAGCGGGAGCUUUGUGUUGCUUUUGCUGGAGAGGCAAUGCGCAGAGAGGGAGAGCUGCGCAGCGCCCCUUCAGCGAAGCGGGAGGAGAAACAGAGCCCCUUCCGUUUCUCCUCCCUCUUUGCUGGAGAGGUGCUGAGCAGAGAGGGAGAGAAUAUUUUUUUUUCUUGUUCUCCUCUAAAACUAGGUGCGUCUUAUGGUCGGUGUGUCUUAUGGCGCGAAAAAUACGGUAUAUAUGAAGUACUCUCUAGCAUUUAUCUAUGAGUGGCUUAAACCUUUGGUGUAAAAUUCAUGGCCUUAAAUCAUAAUCCAAAGAGUUAUGUUUAGGUGUGUAGCAGGAUUUGGGAAUUUAGCAAGACUUUUGACCUUUUAAAAAAUAAAUAGCAAGUUAAAAGUCGGAGAUGAUGUGUAGGCUUGGGCCGGAGCAAUAUUGGAACAGACCAAGGGUCCAUGUAGUCCAACAACAUCCUGGGCCAAUUCAAUUCUAUUCAGAGUAGAUCCAUUGAAAUUAAUGGACCUAAGUCAGUCAUGUUCCUUCAUUUCACUGCCUGCUCUGAGUAGGCUGAGUACUGGAUAUGGCUCCCUACAGAGGACAGAUAAAUGCUUCUGCAAAGCCCACAAUUAAUCUGUAAUCUUCCACCUCAGCUACCUAGUUCUCUCCAAGCAGAAAAUGUAAUAAACUAGGAUCUGGUGAGUACUAUUUGAAACUGCAGGUGAGGGCUCAUGUGCUGGAAUACUAUCUCUGUAGAUACUAUUGCUACACAAAAACACUCUUGCAUUCACAAGAUGCUUAGACUAGAACACCUCUGACAUUUGAUUUUUCUAUACAGAGAACUAUUUUCAACACAAAGGAGGCAUGCAUGCCAUCUAAAGUGAUGCAAACCAGUAACUGGUUUUUCUCCUCAUCUGCUGUUUGUGAGAACGACAACCAAGUCACAUAGUUUUAACUGCUUGGUAGAACAAAAGUUUUAGUUUGGUUGAGCUAGGAAUUGUAGGAAGUGCAAUAAUAAUAAUAUAAUAAUAAAUAACAAUAAAAAUGCUGCCAUUUGUAUCUUUUGCUUUAAAACCUGAUAGUUCUGAACAUACAUAAAUACUGAAUAGUAUGUGUGAAAUAAAUAAAUGAAAUGAAAUAACAUUUAUGGAAAAAAAAUAUGCAUUCUUUCUCCAUCUCCAGGGUCACUUUUCGUAUGUACACACCUGAAGGUGAUCCGAGAGAUUUCAGGGAACGGCUCCUUUCCAUCUUACCUGAGAACUACUAAUGAAAGUCAAAUGUUUAUUUGCGGUAAAUAAACCCUAAUUUCAUAAUUAAUACAUGCAAUUUGUAACAUACACCUUCAAGUGCUCAUGUACAUCUUAACCACAUUUUUUUGUUCCCCUUUUACCUUUAGGCAUCAGCCAUUUUGUUUUUCAUUUUUGAUUGUAAUUUAUUUUAUUUGCUUUUAUUUGCUUUAAAGGCUUCCUCAGCCUCAGCCCUCCAGAUGUUUUGAGACUACAAUUCCCAUCAUCCCUGACCACUGGUCCUGGUAGCUAGGGAUCAUGGGAGUUGUAGGCCAAAAACAUCUGGAGGGCUGAGGUUGAGGAAUCUGUGGAAUUCUAGCAAGAGUACUGCAUCUCUGGUGUUGGAAAUAAAGCCAGGGUCACAGAGAAGUUGCAGAAGAAUAUUAAAUCUCUGGUGAAAUGGUACACUACGAUAACUUCAUAGAAUCAUAGAACUGUAGAGUUGGAAGGGACCACGAGGGUCAUCCAGUCCAACCCCCUGCAAUGCAGGAAUCUUUUGCCUAAAGUGGAGCUUGAAGCCACAACCUUAAGAGUCUCAUGCUCUACUGACUGAGCUAUCCCACAGACUGGUCUGCGUGCAAUGAGCCUCUUAGGCAGCUUAGAAACUGCUGCAAUUCUUUCGUAUCCCUACACGGUCUCUAGAAUCCUCAUCACCAACAUUCCCGAUACCAUUUAUUAAUUCUAUAAUGUUCUUCACGGAGCCACCACCUGUUGAGUUCCCUUCCUGUUCUGCGAUUCUAUAAUUCUAUUGGCACAGUCACUUAUAAAAAGUUGUUGCUUUAAUAUUUUGAUAUUUUUAUUAGGCUUUUCACAGCCUUUUUUUGUUUGUUUGUUUUUCUUAACAGAGUGGCACAGAGGCCAGCCAUAUGAAAAUGAAGUCAGAGUAAGAAGCAUUGCUCAUUGGAGGAGAACUCAGGAGGGAUCUUCUCAUGCAAACGAAACUUUCAUUGGCGGAUAUUAUCCUUUGCCACCAGCCCCAGACACUUUUCUGAAGUGCUGUGAAACUGCUGCAGGUGUUGUGUUUUGUUCUGCAUCUUCAUUCAGUCAUGCUUGCCACUUGGCAAUAGUAAUGUUAUUAAACGAAAUAUUUAUGUGCAGCUUUAUUCACUUAUUUGUACUUUUUAGUAAAUGAUCACAAUGCUAAACAACAAACUAUACCGGUAACGGUCAUACACUAAACCAAAAGGUAGAGGAGGAAUGGGGGAUUUGUUUGGGAAGUUUAUUGACGAAGAAGAAAAAUAUUAAACUAUCAGAGCAAGUCAGUUAGCAGGGUUUUUAGACAAAGAUUUCCAUAUAGUUUCCCCAGCUCUUUACAUAUAUAUGUGUGCACCUGAAGGUCCCAACAAUGUGGGGUAGAAUUCAAUAAUAUAUAUGUGAGUCAGUAAAAUGAAAUUAUUCCAGUACAAGAUUAAGAUGAACACACACUUCUGACCUCAAGGGCCCCCACAUAUCACAUGUACCAAGGAGGACUUGCAGUGCUGAAAUAGCGGGUGAGCAGUGGGGACUUUGAUUUUCAUUACUGGCCACCCUUAGAUUACAAACAGGAAAUAAAUCAGAGGUUUAUCUGUACCAAUUUAAAAGCAAUAAUUUAACAUUAAGUGCUUUUCCAUUUGAAUCUUUCGAAUCCUACAUUCAUAAUUUUGGUAGUAUUGUUUCUUUAAAACAAUGUUUAUUUUUAGCCAAAUUAUAACAAUUUCAAUUAUUUCCCAAUUAAUACAAUUAUUCAAAUCAACUUCCAGUUAAUACAUUUUAGUUAUAGUGGUUCACUCUGUGGUGGAUUGGAUGCAUUUCUGUUCAAAGCUAAGUUUCGGGGGAUUAUUAUUAUUAUUAUUAUUUAUUUUGCAGUUGAUCCAGUGUUGAAAACCAUCAAUGAAAUUCGGGAGGAGAUUGGAAAACUGCACUACAGGGAGCACAAACGCAUUGCUAUUCGGGGGAUAAUUGGUGCUGUAAAAUAUGUUGACUGCACCAUCGUACCUCCUGAUGCCUCAGUUCAGGCGCCAGUUCAGGCACCAGUUCAGGCUCCAGUUCAGGCUCCAGUUCAGGCUCCAGUUCAGGCACCAGUUCAGGCACCAGUUCAGGCUCCAGUUCAGGCUCCAGUUGAGGCACCAGAACAGGUAUGGUGCUUGAGAAUUAACAGUAUAAGUAUUUGGAUACUAUGUUUUACAUUUUUUUUUCAUUUUUAAAGAAGAAAUAGAGUUUGAAAGGCUUAGUUUAGGUUUUUAAAAGUUUAAUGUGGAUGUUCCAUUUUUUAAGAAAAAGAGUAUUCAAACUGAUAUUUAAAACUUUCUACAUGUGGGAAAAAAAGGUGGAAAUGAAUCGAGAAACUAAAUGGGGUUAGGCAGAACAAUUUAUUUAGUAGAUCAUAUUUGAAAGACUGUAGAUAUCCUAUAAACUAAUCCCUAUGGUUCUGAUACUGGAGUUGAAUCUAGAUUAGGGUUUAAAAUAUAGUGGUACCUUGGGUUAUAGACACUUCAGGUUACAGACGCUUAGCGUUACAGACUCCACUAACCCAGAAAUAGUGCUUCAGGUUAAGAACUUUGCUUCAGGAUGAGAACAGAAAUCAUGCGGCAGCAGUGAGGCGGCAGCAGGAGGCCCCAUUAGCUAAAGUGGUGCUUCAGGUUAAGAACAGUUUCAGGUUAAGUACGGACCUCCAGAACGAAUUAAGUACUUAACCUGAGGUACCACUGUACUAUUAAGAGAGUUAAUAUGGAUGGACAAUGGGCGACCUACAGGGAAUUGCUGCAUUUCACAGGGGGGAACCCAAAUUGAAAUCAAUGGAAAACCUAAGGAGCCAAGUUACGGACUGUUUGCAAUAUCAUCAGUUACAUGAUAUGUUUAAAUUAGAUAGACAAAAUAGUCUAAAAUGACUUGUUAUUAGACUGCGAAACAAAAGACGAGCUAGUUAAAGCCUCAGUGACACACUGGGCAGUAGAUAGAGGGCACAACAUAGAUUUCUAACCUCUGGGAGAAACUUUGGGAAAGUGACUUGAAAUUUACAGCAUGUUACUCUUUGAAAGAGAACUAUUUGAAAAUGAUUCAUAGUUGGUCUCUAACUCCAAGUAGGCUUGCUAAGAUGUACAAGACAGAAUCAGAUAAGUGCUGGAAGUGUAAAGAGGUGGAGAGAACUUUCUUUCAUAUUUGGUGGACAUUUUAAAAAUGUAAAAGGGUUCUGGGAAAUGAUUUAUAAUGAACUGAAAAAACAUGUUCAAAAUAACUUUCCUUUCUGUUGGGGAUGACUCGGACUGAAAUCCCUAGGUGUCAGAAAAGGUUAUUUAUGUAUGCAACAACUUCAUAUAUAUUUUCAUGUAUGUGUGAAGAAUGGCUACCUAGAAGUUGCUGAAUUCUUUGUUUUUGAAUAAUAAGGCAAAAUAUCUCCUGUUGUUCAUUUCCUACAGGUCAGCCAGGAACCUGCAGCAGGCACUUCUGCACAAACCUCCCAGCCACCCGAACAGCAACCUACAAGACCCAGAAAGUGUAAAGCGAAGAGAAAGAAUAGGAUUGUGGAGUAAGCUAUUUCUCUACAAUGGAAUUCCCUUUCUGUUUUUGUUGGCAUUUGUCUACGUUAGGCCACAAUCCUGGUUUUGUUGACUUCCCUCUGAGCAAGAUUAGGCACACAUAGCAUGGGAAUUGUGUACUUUUCAAAUGAGCUGCAUCAAUGUUCUAAAAUGCCUUAGGUUAUAAUUUGCAAAGAAAAUCACUUUUGCAUUGCAAUACCAUGGCUGGCCUCCCUCUGUCUUGGGAGACACUGGAGGUGUGUUUUCCUUUGGGGGUGAAAUCAAACCACUGGAGAGUUACAGUGAUUGCUUUGGCUGUGGAGUUGUUGCAGCUGGGACAGAGGAUGGCGUCUGGUUGUUCUGUUGCAAAUGCACCAUGGCAGAUGCACCAUGUUCCCACCGGUUAGAUGUGGAUAGAUAUUUGGGAAAGACCUUGCUAAAUGAGGUAGUUAGAUCUGGGCAGGAAUAGGUUCAAAGCAUCAGGAUUGUAAUACCAAAUAGACCAUUUAAAUGAUUGAUUGAUUGAUUGAUUGAUUGUUUCGAAAUAAUUUAUUUCACCUCUUUUUAGAUGGCUCUUAACAAUGAGUUAACUUUUGAAUGUUUUGUGGGUGCAUGUGAAUAUGUGCAGAAUCCAAUAUAGCUUCUAGAUAGGACUGUGGCUCCAGAAAGUGCCCUUGUGUGCAACACGAUGCUACUUAACUUAUCAAUAGAAAACCAAAGCUGCCUGACUGAUUAUUCAUACUUCACUAGUGCAGCAAGCAAGAAAAUAGCACAAGUGGCAGAUUCUCAGUAACUUCUUGAUUUCAUUGGAUUUUUCUCGUUACUUGGUCCCUGCUCCUGCCUACCUAGCAGUUCGAAAGCACGUCAAAGUGCAAGUAGAUAAAUAGGUACCGCUCCGGCAGGAAGGUAAACGGUGUUUCCGUGCGCUGCUCUGGUUCGCCAGAAGCAGCUUAGUCAUGCUGGCCACAUGACCCAGAAGCUGUCUGCGGACAAAUGCCGGCUCCCUCAGCCUAUAGAGCGAGAUGAGCGCCGCAACCCCAGAGUCGUCCACGACUAGACCUAACGGUCAGCGGUACCUUUACCCUUUAUGCCUAAUGCCAGUUGCUCUAUCAAUGUAGUAGCACAAACAUGCUAUCACGGCUGCUUCGAAGUUAAGAAAAAGGAGGUGGUGUCAUGUCUGCUUUGGCCCUGAUCAUAAGACCUAAGUGGCAACUCUACUCCUGGUUUUUAUAGGUCGGAUGAAGAUGAGCAGGAUGCAUCGGCUCCAGCGCGAAAGAAGCGCAAGAGAAGUAUGUGUCUUAUUCCUUGAAACCUAUCUGAGUGCCAGCCUUUUAUAUUAAAAUAAGCAGCACCGGAAGCCUUAGCAAACUUAAUAUGCCUUCCUAAUCUUUUACAGUAACAUUAUAUGUUGUUUAGUUAGUAAAAUUCUAGCUAAAGUGUUGUUUUUUAAUCCUGGCUUAGUUCCCUAAUGCCAAACGGAGAUGAUGGAGGAGAGAUAACCUUGCUGCUUCAACCAAACCUUUCAUUUUAAUUUCAGUGAAUCUUCCUUCCGGAGGGCCCAUAUGCUACAAGUUCUUAUGUUACAAGGUCUUACCCUGUUAUUGUGAAUAGCAAGCUGAUUUCAGUUACCGUAGCUAAAUUGCAUACGUGAAUUAUCUAGCUUGGAUCUUCUACAUUUCCUGCUGGCCACUGCAGCUGCCCCAUUAUGGAACCCUAGAUUUUAAUUCUAGAGUACAAAGCAGCUGAUUUAGCGCUUCUGCGCAUGCGCGACCACCAAAACCCAGAAGUAACCCGUUCUGGUACUUCCGGGUUUUGGUGGGUUCAUAACCCAAAACAACCGCAACCUGAAGUGACUGUAACCCGAGGUAUGAUUUUACUUAUUUUAAAGAAAAAACAAAAUGAAGAAGCCUACAUUAAAAAAAUUAAUUAAAUGAAAUAGGGUUCCCAUUUAUUAUACAUGUAAACUCAGCAAAUGCAGUGCAUGGAAGAGAGUGAAAUAAACUGAGUGAAAUAAACAAAAAAUCCAUUCUGGAAUAGUAAUCAUUUUGCUGAACUUGGAUUUUCUGAUAGUUUACAAUUUGAAAAGUGCAGGAAACACUAGCUAAUGCUACUUUGUAUUUAUUUUCUUUUGAAAAUAUAUAAUAAAAGCCUAUAUCUACUGUGCUGCUAAUUCCACAUGCACACAAUUUGGGGAGGGUUUUUUCUGGUUUAUUGAAAAUGUAGAAUAAUAUUAUAGAAGUAAAUGGAGAUUAACAACACACUUACUAUCUUCAUAUUAGGAACUUCCAAAAAGAAGCACGGUGGGUCUGCAAAACGUUCACCAGGUUCCUGGGAAAGCAGCCUCUGGGAUAAAAUAAAAGACCGCUUGGAGCAGCACUUGCAUUACAGCAGAGUUUUCCCUGAAAGCUUUCCAUCAAAAUUUAAUUAUGAAACUGGAGAUUUUCUCAUGCAACUGUACAAUCUCCAAACAGCCAAAUACAGAUAUGUGCCAAAUAAAGAAGAUCAAACUGAGUAUGCCUGUCCUUAUGAAUACUAUCAAGUGACUAUUGUCGGUAAGUAACCACCAUCUCUGCAAAACAAAAUUCAGCAUCCCAUUGGGAAGUGCAGGGGCUUCCCCAAAAAAUCUGAAAUAAAGUCAAACCAUUUUUGCAGGCAAAAAAAAUAUAAUUCAAUGUGGGGGGAGGGGGUGACAAGAAAUUUUCCGUACCGGGUACCACCUGACCUUGCUAUGCCACUGGGGAAAUGUUAACAGUUUUGUCUGGGUGUUGAAAGAAUAACGGUUGUUGCACAGAGCUAAGAGGGAAUGGAUAAUGUAUCGAACGGUGUGGUUGGUUUUUUGUUAGAGAGAGCAAGAGGUCAGAGUUUGCGGGUAUCUGGGUUCAAAGGCAACUUGGCGGUUUUGGACUGAUGUUUAUCUCACAGUGUGACAUACUCCACAGGUUUGCUUGGGGGGUAAAAUGGACAGAGCAGGGAGAAAAGAUGGGAUAUAAAAACAUAGUUAAUGAAGAAUAAAUAGAGCAACUGUAAGGUGAAUAGUCUAGGAUCCAAAGAACCUGCUUUUACUUCUACACAUUCGAGGGGGGGUGGAUUUGUGUUCUUCAAAUAGCAGGCCUCUCAUACUGUAUAUGGUAAGUAAUUGCUGAAACUCAGGAGAUUUCCCCCCCGCCCCCCCAAAAAACAACUCUUUGGACAGCAGCCAUAGUAUGCCUUUCUCAAACUUGCAUCACUUGCUUCUUGAAUACAUAAAUAAUGUCCUCUGCAUUUCCAAAGAAACCAGCCCUGCAUUUUAGUGGAAUGAUUUUAGAUAGAUUGCAAUUUCAAAAUCAUAGCAAAUGCAGAACGGUGCAAAGAUGUGGGGAGGAAACUGAACAAGGACACAUUCAUUUAUAUGCUUGCAAGAGGGCCCAAAUGUGGAAGAACAAGAAGGUAGAAUAUCUGACUAGAUGGCAGCAUUUUCAAUACAGGUGUUGAGCUUAAAUUGAGUAUUAAGGUGUGUGUGUGUUUAAAGAGUUUGGAAUACGAGUGGGGUGGGGUGGGGUGGAAGGGCAAUGCUGUUUUGCCCUAUAUUAACAAGAGCACAAUUUCCAAGUCUUGAAGCAGGGGGAAGGGGGAGAGGGAUUAUCACUUUGCUUGAUACCAGUAGUAUAUCAUUCAGGGAACUUUGUUUGGUCCCAGAAGGAUAUUGUGAGGGUAUUAAAGUAUGUAAAUGGCAGAGCAUACCGAUGAAACUUUGUGUGCAUAGUCAGUAUGUUGGGUCAUCAGCUGUUGGGGCAUGAGCCAGAACUAAGUCACAACUAAGACAACGAAAUAGUUCAUUAUGCUAGCUGAUGGUAACAAAAUAUAUCCAUCUUUUGUACAGGAAUGAAUCGCGACACAGCUAUAGAUGUUGCCCUCCUGCCUGUGUGUUACUCUGAAAAUUCAGGUUUACUUCAAGCAGCGGGCAUGGAAUGUGCUACGGUGGAUUUGCCUAACACACGUGGGACCUCAAGUCAGAAGAAGAUUGCCCAGGCACUUUCUCGUAAGAACUUCUAGAUGAUAUUGAUGGUUUGCUUAUGCCCUCAAAUAAGCAAGCGUAGUUGUAAAUGAAGGUUUGCCACGUAACAGACCUUAAUUCAAAACCUUUAUUUUAGAAUUGCCUCCUGGAUCGCUUGUUAUCUAGUACGGUUUGCCUAGCCUUGUUGCAGUGUUAAACAGUAUAUGUCUAAAUGCAUACCUUCUUCCCUGAAGAGAUAGCAACCGUGUUAAAUGGUGGCUCUUCUAAAUUCCAACCAUUUGCUAAUUGGCAACUGUAAAUAAUUACAGUAAGCAAUAAAGUGCACGAAUGCUUCAAUGAGCAUAUUUCUUUGCAUGUGUUUGCCUGCAUAAUUGUGUCUGCAAAGGAAAUGGUUUCGAAUAUUUGACCCGCAACCUAAUAGAAGAUUGCAAAUUAUGCUUUUCUGUUUAUUAGUGCCAGCUUUCCUUGUGUCGUGCUGUCUUCCCAGAUAUGUGAAACAAGAAGGAACCAGAAGCAUUCUUUAUUGUGUCAAUCUUAGAAUUUUUAUUUCAGAAACUAGAAGCCUACAGAUAUGCUGGGUGGCUGUUAGAUAACACCCUAAACUCCAGUGUUAAAGUAAUCUUCUGAAAUGGAAGCAGUUGCUACUUAUUUAUUUAUUUUGCUUCAUGCUGAGUUAAUAAUUCCAAACAAGAGUGAAAUUCCCCCCUUUUCUUCCUAUUUAUUUAUUUAUUUAUUUAUUGGCCAAACACUGAAAUGAGCUGAAAUUCUGAAGACUUUGUCCUUGCUGUUGAGUAAUUUGGAUGAGGAGGAUUCAUCCAGAUGUUUUUGUUCCCUGCUUUAGGCACAGGGAAUUGGUUUUCUGUAGAGUAUUUUCCUUUGCCAUCAUGUUGGAAGCAGGAGGGAUUGAUUCUCUGCCUUCCCCACUCUGCUUUAUUACCUGUUCUGGGUGUAACAUUGAUGAUACUCCUGGGAACGUAACAACAAAGCAACUGUUAAGCAUUUGUUUUUUAGUACUAACGUCCAUAUCUUUGUGUUUGCAUUCUAGGUGGUGGGCUGGUGAGAAAACCUCUGAUCUGCAUCCUGGAUGUCUGCUCUUUGGGAGAAGACAAAGUUGAAGUCUUUCUUAACAAAGUGUAUCUGGCCACAGAGUAA
Podarcis lilfordi (Lilford's wall lizard) is the source of this 19959-nucleotide messenger RNA. Lineage: Eukaryota; Metazoa; Chordata; Lepidosauria; Squamata; Lacertidae. The record is from the annotation of a GenBank genome assembly.